Messenger RNA from Dryobates pubescens (Downy woodpecker), 3616 nucleotides. RefSeq names its product amyloid beta precursor protein (gene APP). Lineage: Eukaryota; Metazoa; Chordata; Aves; Piciformes; Picidae. The transcript is spliced from 17 exons. Bases 150 to 2405 code for a protein of 751 amino acids. Gene Ontology annotation, cellular component: plasma membrane; Golgi apparatus; cell surface. Gene Ontology annotation, molecular function: serine-type endopeptidase inhibitor activity; heparin binding; signaling receptor activator activity. The record is from RefSeq and is a predicted model, not a curated record. Gene Ontology annotation, biological process: central nervous system development; axonogenesis.
CGGCUCCGCCGCGGUGCUCGGCUGGUGCCGCCGCAGCUCAGUCGCUCUUCCCGGCAGCGGCGUAACCCCGCGGAUUUACAGCCGGACCCCGCCGCGUCUCGCCGGCCUCCCUCCUUCCCUUCCUCCCUCCCCCGCUCCCGGCCGCCGCGAUGCUGCCGCACUUAGCCCUCCUGCUACUGGCCUCCGGCGCCGCUCGGGCUCUCGAGGUGCCUGCUGAUGGAAAUGCUGGAUUGCUGGCAGAACCUCAAAUUGCAAUGUUCUGUGGGAAACUCAACAUGCACAUGAAUGUGCAGAAUGGAAAGUGGGAAUCGGACCCCUCUGGCAUCAAGACUUGCAUCGGGACAAAGGAAGGGAUUCUCCAGUACUGCCAGGAAGUCUACCCUGAAUUGCAGAUAACCAAUGUUGUUGAAGCCAACCAGCCAGUUACGAUCCAGAACUGGUGCAAGAAGGGAUGGAAGCAGUGCAAUGGUCACCCGCAUAUUGUGGUUCCCUACAGGUGUUUAGUGGGUGAGUUUGUGAGUGAUGCCCUUCUGGUACCAGACAAGUGCAAGUUCCUUCACCAGGAAAGGAUGGAUGUGUGUGAAACUCACCUGCACUGGCAUACCGUUGCUAAAGAGUCUUGUAGUGAGAAGAGUAUGAAUCUGCACGAUUAUGGCAUGCUGCUUCCCUGUGGAAUCGACAAGUUUCGUGGUGUGGAGUUCGUUUGCUGCCCCUUAGCAGAGGAAAGUGACAACCUUGAUUCAGCUGAUGCUGAGGAUGAUGAUUCAGAUGUCUGGUGGGGAGGUGCAGAUGCAGACUAUGCAGAUGGAAGUGAUGAUAAGGCUGUUGAAGAGCAAGCAGAGGAAGAUGACGAACUAACUGUUGUGGAAGAUGAUGAUGCUGAUGAUGACGAUGAUGACGGCGAUGAAAUUGAAGAAGAGACUGAAGAAGAGUACGAGGAGGCAACUGAAAGAACUACCAGUAUUGCAACCACUACCACCACAACUACAGAGUCUGUGGAAGAAGUUGUCAGAGAGGUGUGCUCUGAGCAAGCUGAGACUGGUCCCUGCCGCGCGAUGAUCUCCCGCUGGUACUUUGACGUGGCCGAAGGAAAGUGCGCGCCCUUCUUUUACGGUGGCUGUGGCGGGAACCGGAACAACUUUGACUCGGAGGAGUACUGCAUGGCGGUCUGUGGCAGCGUCAUCCCUACCACAGCUGCUAGCACUCCUGAUGCUGUUGACAAAUACUUGGAGACACCUGGGGAUGAAAAUGAACAUGCCCAUUUCCAGAAAGCCAAGGAGAGACUUGAAGCUAAGCAUCGUGAAAGGAUGUCCCAGGUCAUGAGAGAGUGGGAAGAGGCAGAACGCCAAGCAAAGAACUUGCCAAAGGCCGACAAGAAAGCUGUCAUCCAGCAUUUCCAGGAGAAAGUAGAAUCACUGGAACAAGAAGCAGCAAAUGAGAGGCAACAGCUGGUGGAGACUCAUAUGGCACGAGUGGAAGCCAUGCUGAAUGACCGUCGCCGCAUUGCUUUGGAGAACUAUAUCACAGCCCUGCAGACUGUCCCACCCAGACCUCGUCACGUGUUCAACAUGCUGAAGAAGUACGUGCGUGCUGAGCAGAAGGACAGGCAGCAUACUCUCAAACACUUCGAACAUGUCCGCAUGGUAGACCCAAAGAAAGCUGCCCAAAUCAGAUCUCAGGUUAUGACACAUCUACGUGUGAUAUAUGAACGCAUGAACCAGUCCCUCUCCUUCCUCUACAACGUGCCGGCUGUGGCAGAGGAGAUCCAGGAUGAAGUCGAUGAAUUACUUCAGAAAGAGCAAAACUAUUCUGAUGAUGUUUUGGCCAAUAUGAUCAGCGAACCCAGAAUCAGCUACGGAAAUGAUGCUCUCAUGCCUUCAUUGACGGAAACUAAGACUACAGUCGAACUUCUCCCUGUGGAUGGAGAGGUCAGCCUAGAUGACCUUCAGCCAUGGCAUCCCUUUGGUGUUGAUUCUGUUCCAGCCAAUACUGAAAAUGAAGUUGAACCAGUGGAUGCCCGCCCAGCUGCAGACAGAGGACUCACCACACGACCAGGUUCUGGGUUGACCAAUGUUAAAACAGAAGAGAUAUCCGAAGUGAAGAUGGAUGCGGAGUUCCGGCAUGACUCAGGAUAUGAAGUUCAUCAUCAAAAGCUGGUGUUCUUUGCUGAAGAUGUGGGUUCAAAUAAAGGUGCCAUCAUUGGACUAAUGGUGGGAGGUGUUGUCAUAGCAACAGUUAUUGUCAUUACUUUGGUGAUGCUGAAGAAGAAGCAGUACACAUCUAUCCAUCAUGGGGUUGUGGAGGUGGAUGCUGCAGUGACACCAGAGGAGCGCCACCUUUCCAAGAUGCAGCAAAAUGGCUAUGAAAAUCCCACCUACAAGUUCUUUGAACAGAUGCAGAACUAGGACACCACAGCAGCCUCACGAGUUGGACAGCAGAAUGAUUGCUUCACUGCCCAUCGGUGUUCAGUUAUAGAAUAAUGUGGAAAGAAAGGAAAAACAAACACUCUGUUUUAUUAUUUACUCAUUCUCGCCUUUUGACAGCUGUGCUGUAACACAAGUAGAUGCCUGAACUUGAAUUAAUAAAAUCAGUAAUGUAUUUUCUCUCUCUCUCUUUCUCUUUACAUUUCAGUCUUUACACUACAUUAUUAAUGAAUGUUUUUUGUGUACUGUAAAGAGGCUAGCUGUAUUUAACUAGUGCAUGGAUAGAUUCUCUCUCCCAAUUAUUUAUCACGUAGCUCCUUAGCCAGUUGUAUAUUAUUCUUGUGAUUUGUGACAAAAACUAAGUCCUGAUUGAAAUAUGCUUUAAGAAUUGAUGGGGGAUGCUUUCCGUGUCUGUGGGGUUUAGCUGCUUCUCUUUGCUGAGCUACUUCUUCUUUUUGUUUCUGAUCACUAUGCAUUUUAAAGGAAAACAACGUUUUUUAAAAGGUAUUCCAGAUGAGUUACUGAAAUUCUUUUCCCUCUGCAGCUGCAUUUUAUUGUACAGAUUGUUGCUCCUGCUGUAUUAGUGACGUAGAAAUCAUGGGAAUACGCAUUCGUUUCUUUGUGCCUGUUUUAUGUGCACACUUUAGGCAUUGGAAGGUAAACUUCUAUUUUCUUUUCCAUGUAUCUUUUUGAUCUUAAAAAAAAAAGACAACAAAAAAAAAAUAUUAAAAAGAAUCCCUGUUAAUUGUGAGCACUUCUUGGGGUGGGGGGUGGGGAAAGUGCCUGCUGGUUGAAAAUUAACAGGGAUCCUCUGCAGGAUGAUUGUACAGAACCAUUGCUUAUGAAUUGAUAGCUUUCUACACUGUGUUACAUAAAUAAAUUAAGAAAAAAAGAACGUUUGGGCAAGAGUUUUCUUUGCAGGCAGAAAGCAGAAGUUUUCUAAAAGCCACUUAAAUGGCAAAGUGGAUGGAUGUUCACACUGAGAGAGGGCUGAGAAGGGAUUUACCUACAAGGAUCACGGCACUCGCAGUCAGACCAGAGCAGAAGGGAGAUGGCAGUGAGAUGGGGUGGGGAGUGAAGGGCACUGACUUUAGAACACCUGCCUCUCUAAGAUGUCUUCUUUUCCUUUUUUUUUCCCUUUUCCUUUCUUUCAGUUUGUAUAAUAGUGUUUUAAUGUAAAUAAAUACAUUCCU